AUGGCGAACGACAUCGCUCUGAUCAAAAUUACAGCUGUGCAGUACUCUUCCGGAAUCUCUCCCAUCAGACUGCCCAGCAUGCAACCGCCCUACGCCAGCUAUGUUGAUGAGAAGGCUGUCGCUACCGGCUGGGGUCGCACCUCCGACUCCGACCAAUAUAAUUCUGAUGAUCUUAUGUACGCGUACAUGGAGGUCAUCUCCAAUGCAGCCUGCACGAAGACCUAUGGUGCGAGCAUCGAGUCCUCCAACAUCUGUGUGUCCACCACAUCUGGCGCCUCCACCUGCGGCGGCGACGAUGGCGGUCCCCUGGCACUCGACUCGAAGAUACCCACCCUGAUCGGUAUUGCCUCUUUUGGUUCCCAGAAAGGUUGCGAGAAGGGGCUGCCGGUAGCCUUCACCCGUGUGACCAACUACCUCGACUGGAUCCAGGCCGAAACUGGCGUCGCUUAUUAA
Molecule: messenger RNA, 453 nt
Organism: Drosophila grimshawi
Lineage: Eukaryota; Metazoa; Arthropoda; Insecta; Diptera; Drosophilidae
Product: serine protease 1-like
Exons: 1
Coding region: 1-453 (150 amino acids)
Biological process (GO): proteolysis
Molecular function (GO): serine-type endopeptidase activity
Source: RefSeq, a predicted model, not a curated record